AGUCUAUCCACCGAGGACCAUGCCAAUUCCACUAUAAUUUCUUUCAAAAUUGAUUCUACAGCUGUAGCUCCAUCAUGCCGUCCAGACUCGCGACCAGCAGUCGUCGCUUCGUCUGCCAGCAAUGUCGACAAGCCUCAGCCCCAGUCAAAAGGAGAAGAUUCUUUACAUCGAGCACCCGUCUUCAACAACAACCCGAAAUCUAUGAUGUAGUUACGGUGGGAGGUGGACCUGCCGGUCUAGCUCUUCUUGCCGCCCUGAAGUCAUCACCUGUUACAUCUCAUUUGAAAACGGCUCUCAUCGAAACGCAAGAUCUUUCGAAGAUACACGGCUGGAAUAUGCCAGAUGAUCGAUACUCGAAUCGUGCCAGCAGCUUGACGCCCACAUCUGUGGCAUCCCUCGAGAAAUCAGGCGCCUGGAGUCAUGUAGACCAGACCAGGGUUCAACCUUAUGACGAAAUGCAGGUCUGGGACGCUUCUAACGACGGUGCCAUCCAUUUUGAUUGGAAACACGAAUCCAGGCAGUAUAAUGCACCAGCACAGACAAUCGCUACCAUGACGGAGAAUCUAAAUCUGACGCGAGGUCUUCUGAAGCGGAUUUCUGAGCUAGGAGGCGAUUCGUCCCUGUUUUCAAAUACUAGCGUUUCGCAAAUCAAAAACGGAGACAACGACGUUAAUGGUUCCGAUUUAUCGGCGUGGCCUGUUUUAUCUCUCGAGGCAAAGAAUGCAAAUUCGCCAGUCAAACCACCAACUUCCAUUGCCGCUCGUCUUCUCGUUGGGGCUGAUGGCUUCAACAGCCCCGUCCGCGCUUUCACGGGGAUUAAUUCGAAAGGAUGGGACUAUGACCGGCACGGUGUUGUUGCUACUUUGAAAGUCCAACCCAUGGAGAAUGCAGAUGAGUACCAGAGCGACAUGUUCACCGACGAGUCGAGCAUGUCCAAUCGAGCAACGGCGUUCCAACGCUUCAUACCCUCGUUGGGAGGUCCCAUCGCCAUCCUUCCACUCCCAAACAACCACGCCAGUCUAGUCUGGUCGACCACACCAGCCCACGCAUCAUACCUCAAAUCCCUUGAUCCAGCAUCUCAACUAGCUAUGGUCAACGCCGCCCUGCGCCUUUCGGCCGUCGACCUAAAAUACCUCUUUACCCUCCCCGCCACUUCACCACACGCCGAUGAAUCCGCACACGAGUCCGAACUUCGCUGGCGUCUACAACAUACACCUGCACCUUCCCUCUCGCGUCAACCACCAAUCGUUCAAUCCAUUCAAUCUGGAACAUUAGCAUCCUUCCCCCUACGAUUUCGGCAGUCUUCGUCGCUCAUCAACCCAAGGGUGGCAUUGAUCGGCGAUGCAGCCCAUACGAUCCAUCCUCUUGCCGGCCAGGGACUUAAUCUGGGUUUGGCUGAUGCUGAUGCACUUGCGACUACCAUUGCGUUCUCGGUCGAGCAUGGAAUGGAUUUGGGGGAUUUGAUGUCGUUGGAACGGUAUUCGAGUGAGAGGUUCGGGAAAGGUUUGUUGAUGGGCGGAGGGGUCGAUUUCUUGAAUCAUCUGUAUCAAUUUGGGGCUGGGGGAGAUGGUCCUGUGAGUGGAUUAUUGGGCAAGGCGAGAGGAUGGGGUAUGGAUUUGGUAGAUUCUGUUCCUGGUCUGAAAGGCCUUAUUAUGAAGCAGGCUGGAUGAAGUGACAUUGGUCUGGUUUGGUGGGAACAACAAAACCAUGUCAAUAUAGCAGUUGUGGAAACUGUGCCUGUAUUAAAUCAUUAUCAUUCCAACAUUUCUCAAUCAGUCAUUAU
This is a messenger RNA of Exophiala mesophila, 1783 nucleotides long. RefSeq names its product ubiquinone biosynthesis monooxygenase COQ6. The record is from RefSeq and is a predicted model, not a curated record. The transcript is spliced from 2 exons. Gene Ontology annotation, biological process: ubiquinone biosynthetic process. Gene Ontology annotation, molecular function: oxidoreductase activity, acting on paired donors, with incorporation or reduction of molecular oxygen, NAD(P)H as one donor, and incorporation of one atom of oxygen; 2-octaprenyl-6-methoxyphenol hydroxylase activity; FAD binding. The coding region runs from base 75 to 1670 and encodes 531 amino acids. Gene Ontology annotation, cellular component: mitochondrion. Lineage: Eukaryota; Fungi; Ascomycota; Eurotiomycetes; Chaetothyriales; Herpotrichiellaceae.